UUGCCCAUAAUUACUGUCUCGUCUCUACACCCCCAUGUGUUCUGUGAGCGGGGAGCUGCACCCUGGACUUUCUGCACCUGCCUUGCUUGGGAUCGGUGGCUAGAGGGGUCGGCGGGGAGGCACAAGGUUGCUGGAAGCAGCAGCGAAGGAGAACAUCCUCUGAGCCUUUGAUGUAAUUGGCUUCGCUCGGACGAGAUGCUGGUUAACAAUCUCUGUCUGCUGAGCUUCAUCUGCACCCUGGUGACCCCCCCUGGGCUGGCAUGUGGACCUGGCCGAGGCAUUGGCAAGAGGAGACACCCCAAAAAACUCACCCCUCUCGCCUAUAAGCAGUUCAUCCCCAACGUGGCGGAGAAGACCCUGGGGGCCAGCGGCAGAUACGAAGGAAAGAUUACAAGGAACUCGGAUUGCUUUAAAGAAUUAACCCCCAAUUAUAACCCAGAUAUUAUGUUUAAAGACGAGGAGAGCACCGGGGCGGACCGGCUCAUGACUCAGAGAUGUAAAGACAAACUGAACGCACUCGCGAUCUCCGUGAUGAACCAGUGGCCGGGGGUGAAGCUGCGGGUGACGGAGGGGUGGGAUGAGGACGGGCACCACUUGGAGGAGUCGCUACAUUAUGAGGGGAGGGCAGUGGACAUCACUACGUCGGACCGGGACCGCAGUAAAUACGGAAUGUUGGGCCGACUGGCGGUGGAGGCCGGGUUCGACUGGGUCUAUUACGAGUCCAAAGCUCAUAUUCACUGUUCGGUCAAAGCAGAGAACUCAGUGGCGGCCAAGUCUGGCGGGUGCUUCCCUGCUGGUGCCAGGGUGAUGGUGGAAUUUGGUGGCACCAAAGCGGUGAAAGACCUGCGACCAGGGGACCGCGUUCUCUCCUCCGACCCCCAAGGGAAUCUGCUCUACAGCGACUUCCUCAUGUUCAUCGACCAGGAGCGUGACGUCAAGAAGCUCUUUUACGUCAUCGAAACGUCUCAGAGAAAAAUUCGGUUGACCGCGGCCCAUCUACUUUUUGUGGCCCAGACCAAGGUCAACGGCACCAGGUCGUUCAAGUCUGUCUUUGCCAGCAACAUCCAACCAGGAGAUCUCAUUUAUACAGCAUCCCAAGACCAUGACCUUGAACGGUGAAAGUGGAGAAGGUUGAUCUUGAAGGACACUGGAGCUUAUGCGCCUCUAACUGCCCAUGGGACUGUGGUUAUAGACCAGGUAUUGGCCUCCUGCUAUGCAGUCAUUGAGGAACACACCUGGGCACACCUCGCAUUUGCCCCACUGAGGUUUGGCAUGAGCCUCUCCUCUUAUAUUUACCCCAGAGACUCCAGUCCUCCAUCAGGACUUCAGCCUCACCACCAAGUUGACCUUCAGUCUCACCAUCAAGUUGAUCUUCAGUCUCACCACCAAGUUGACCUUCAGUCUCACCACCAACUUGAAGGCAUCCACUGGUACUCCCAGCUACUGUAUCAGAUAGGGACUUGGCUUUUGGACAGUAACUCCCUGCACCCACUGGGCAUGGCAACGAAAUCCAGUUGA
Molecule: messenger RNA, 1518 nt
Organism: Xenopus laevis (African clawed frog)
Lineage: Eukaryota; Metazoa; Chordata; Amphibia; Anura; Pipidae
Gene: shh.L
Product: sonic hedgehog L homeolog
Biological process (GO): smoothened signaling pathway; tissue development; tube development
Cellular component (GO): Golgi membrane; plasma membrane; endoplasmic reticulum membrane
Molecular function (GO): calcium ion binding; patched binding
Source: RefSeq, marked provisional